Messenger RNA from Myotis myotis, 4633 nucleotides. It is a transcript of the gene SEL1L3, whose product is annotated as SEL1L family member 3. Lineage: Eukaryota; Metazoa; Chordata; Mammalia; Chiroptera; Vespertilionidae. The transcript is spliced from 25 exons. Bases 152 to 3622 code for a protein of 1156 amino acids. Gene Ontology annotation, molecular function: protein binding. The record is from RefSeq and is a predicted model, not a curated record.
GCGGCGGCGGGUCCGGCAGUGGCGGCGGCGGCAGGUGGCCCCGCGCGCGGCGGCCGGCCUGGCCGGGGGCGGGCGCGAAGGUGGCGCCUCGGGCGGGGGCCGGUCCCUGCACCAGGUGACCUGUUCCGGCCGGGAUCCGGGCGCCCUCGCCAUGCAGCGGCGCUGCGCGGGGCUCGGGCGGCCACGGCAGCAGCAGCAACACCCCCCGCCGCCCGCGGUCGGUCCCCGGGCCGCAGCCAUGGUCCCCCCGAGCGGCGGCGGCCCCCCAGACCUCGGCGGCCGUCCUGCCUGCGCGCUGCUCCUGCUCUGCUACCUGAAUUUUGUGCCGUCUUGGGGCCGGCAGACCUCCCUGACGACAUCAGUGAUAUCCAACACUGAGCAGAGCGUGGCUUACAAAGACUUCAUUUAUUUCACUGGCGUUGAAGGAAAUGUUCGCAACAUUUCUGAAGUCUCGGUUGAGUAUUUGUGCUCUCAGCCUUGCGUUGUCAGUUUGGAAGCGGUUGUCUCAUCCGAGUUCAGGAGUAGCAUUCCUGUGUACAAAAAACGGUGGAAGAAUGAGAAGCAUCUUCACACCAGCAGGACACACUUGGUGCAGGUGAAAUUUCCAAGCAUCAUGGUUUACAGAGAUGACUAUUUCAUCAGACACUCCAUUUCCGUGUCGGUGGUGAUACUCCGCGCCUGGAUUACUCACAGAUACACUGGUGGAGACGUGAAUGUUAAAUGGGACGAAAACUUGCUACACGCUGUCGCGAAGAAUUAUACUCUGCUGAAGACGGUCCCGCCUUUUGAGCGCCCUUUCAAAGACCAUCAAGUGUGCCUUGAGUGGAACAUGGGUUAUAUUUGGAACCUUCAGGCAAACAAGAUUCCCCAGUGUCCUCUUGAAAAUGAUGUGGUCACCCUCCUGGGCUUUCUCUAUGCCUCCAGUGGAGAGAACACAGGCAUCGUGAAGAAGUUGCCGAGAUUUCGGAACCGUGAGCUGGAGGCCACCCGGCACCAGCGGAUAGAUUACCCAGUGUUUACUGUUUCAUUGUGGCUUUAUUUACUCCAUUAUUGCAAGGCCAGUCUCUGCGGGAUUCUGUACUUUGUUGAUUCCAACGAGAUGUACGGCACGCCUUCUGUAUUUCUUACCGAAGAGGGCCUCUUGCAUAUUCAAAUGCAUCUUGUCAAAGGAGAUGACCUUGCGGUAAAGACGAAAUUCACCCUGCCUUUGAAGGAGUGGUUUCGCUUGGAUAUUUCGUUCAACGGAGGCCAGAUGGUACGCAGACCUCCCUCGGUGGCCAGGUUUAUCUCAUUUCCUUUUUCUGAAGAGAAAAGAAAUCAGAUAGUUGUCACCACCAGCAUUGGACAGGAUCUGAAAAGUUACCACAAUCAGACCAUUAGAUUCCUGGAGGACUUCCAUUAUAAUGACACUGCUGGGUACUUCAUUAUCGGAGGGAGCAGGUAUGUGGCCGGCAUUGCAGGGUUUUUCGGACCUCUGAAAUACUACCGUCUCCGCACUCUGCACCCUGCACAGAUUUUUAAUCCCCUCCUUGAGAAACAACUUGCUGAACAAAUCAAGUUAUAUUACGAAAGGUGUGCAGAAGUUCAAGAAAUAGUGUCUGUGUACGCAUCCACAGUACAACAAGGCAGCAGGAGCCAAGAAGCAUGUGACCUGCGGAACUCCUACUUGGACCUGAGGCGCAGGUACGGGAGACCCUCCAUGUGCAGAGCCUUCCCCUGGGGGAAGGAGCUGAGAGCCCAGCACCCCAGCUUGUUCCAGUCCUUGAUGGAAAUGGGUCUGCUGACGGUGCCAACGCACCAACAUGAGUCCGUGUUGGAGAUCGGCGGGAUGAUAUUUGAGAAGGCUGCAAAGAGACUCUCCAGUGUUGAUGGUCUUCACCGAAUUAGUUCUGUGGUCCCCCUUCUGAUGGAUUCCAGCUGCUGCGGGUAUCAUAAAGCAUCCUACUACCUCUCGGUCUUUUAUGAAACUGGAUUAAAUAUACCUCGGGAUCGGCUGCAGGGCAUGUUGUAUAGUUUGGUUGGAGGCCAGGGCAGUGAGAGGCUGUCUUCAAUGAAUCUUGGGUACAAACACUUCCAAGGUAUUGACAACUACCCCCUGGACUGGGAGCUGUCCUACGCCUACUACAGCAAUAUUGCCACAAAGACACCCCUGGACCAGCAGACGCUACAAGGAGAUCAGGCAUACGUUGAAACAAUUAGACUAAGAGAUGAUGAAAUACUCAAGGUGCAAACCAAAGAAGGUGGGGACGUCUUUAUGUGGUUGAAGCACGAAGCUAUCCGAGGCAACGCGGCGGCUCAGCAACGCUUGGCCCAGAUGUUGUUCUGGGGGCAGCAAGGUGUGGCCAAGAAUCCUGAAGCGGCGAUCGAGUGGUACGCCAGGGGUGCCCUGGAGACCGAGGACCCCGCGUUAAUAUACGACUACGCCAUUGUGUUAUUCAAGGGUCAAGGAGUAAAAAAGAACAGACGGCUCGCCCUGGAGCUGAUGAAGAAAGCAGCUUCCAAGGGAUUGCAUCAGGCAGUCAAUGGUCUGGGAUGGUAUUACCACAAAUUCAAGAAAAAUUAUGUCAAAGCGGCAAAGUACUGGUUAAAAGCAGAAGAAAUGGGGAACCCAGACGCAUCAUACAAUCUUGGGGUCCUGUACUUGGAUGGCGUUUUCCCAGGAGUUCCUGGGAAGAAUCAGACUUUAGCUGGAGAAUAUUUCCAUAAGGCUGCGCAAGGCGGACACAUCGAAGGAACCUUGUGGUGUUCUCUCUACUAUAUAACAGGCAACCUGGAGACGUUCCCUAGAGACCCCGAGAAGGCUGUUGUGUGGGCAAAGCACAUCGCUGAGAAAAAUGGCUACCUGGGCCACGUCAUUCGGAAAGGCCUCAACGCCUACCUGGAGGGCUCAUGGCACGAAGCUUUGCUGUAUUAUGUUUUAGCAGCAGAAACUGGUAUUGAAGUGUCACAGACAAAUUUAGCACACAUCUGUGAGGAGAGGCCGGACCUGGCCAAGAGAUAUUUGGGUGUUAACUGUGUUUGGAGAUACUAUAAUUUCUCUGUUUUUCAAAUCGAUGCUCCUUCAUUUGCCUAUUUGAAAAUGGGAGACCUUUACUACUAUGGCCACCAAAACCAGUCACAAGACCUGGAGCUGUCAGUGCAGAUGUACGCCCAAGCGGCACUGGAUGGGGACUCGCAGGGGUUUUUUAACCUGGCCCUGCUCAUUGAGGAAGGUGCUAUAAUCCCACAUCACAUUUUGGAUUUCUUGGAAAUUGACCCAACUCUCCAUGCGAAUAACAUCUCCAUCCUCCAGGAACUAUACGAAAGGUGCUGGAGCCACAGUAGUGAGGAGUCCCUGAGCCCCUGCUCCCUGGCCUGGCUCUACCUUCACUUCCGGCUCAUCUGGGGUGCUGUCCUGCACUCUGCCCUGAUCUAUUUCCUGGGAACCUUCCUGCUGUCUGUGUUGAUCGCCUGGACCCUGCAGUAUUUCCAGUCUGUCUCAGCCAACAGUUUCAACGUGACACCAGCCAGGGCCUCCCCAGACGACACCGCUCCCACUGCAAGUCCAGCUGUGACUCCAGCUGCAGAUGUCUCUGCUCAGGACCAGCCCACAGUCACUAAUAACCCAGAGCCACGUGGGUGAACUGUGCACUCCAGGUCUCUCUCGAUGAGAGAGAGUCCUUUGGAUGGGUGGUAUUGUAAAGCUGGGGCCAGGGCAUUGUACUGAUAAACACCUUGAAAGUCUUGUCAACUGGAUGUGAAUUUUGCACUUGGUGUCUUUUUUUUUUUUUUUUUUUAAUCAAAUGACAAAGGAGUGCCCAGAGCAUUCAAACAAAUACAAGAACCAUCCUGAUCUAAGGAGUGUGUUGGAGGUUAGCUGGGUCAUCGCAGACGUCCAUUCCCAGUGACUCUGUGUAUUGGUAGUCACAGUUUGCCCAGCCACAUAUCGCAAUCCUUAUAUCCUGGGACGUCAUUUACGAAUCUUAGCCCCUUGUUCAUCCCCUUUUAUUCAAUAACAGAAAAUUGUGACUUUUCUACAAGUAGGUAAUAUUCUGGUACAUGUGUUUGCCACAGCCCUGCUCCUCGGAGUCCAACCAAGAGAUUGCAAUUUGGCUUCUAACACCCAGUAGUUCUGAGGCGCUUUGACAUAAAUCGGUUGUGGCUGGAAGUGCAGGGAAGGCGAUGGCUUUGUAAAUUGGUUUACAUUUUGCUCCUUGAAUUUUUCUAGGGUUGUAGUGCUUCCGAAUCAUUCAAUGACAUUGUUGGGCAUCGGUUACCUUUCAAUUGCAAUCCAUAAAAUAACAUUUAGAAAAUGCUUAGUAUUUAAGUGUAGCCUUCUCCAUGAAUUACCCAUUAGAAUAGACUGGCAGCAGUGGGAUGUGCAGGAAAAAUGCCUUUAAUUCACAGUCAUCCCCACCCCUUAUGCCUGCCUGAGUCCAUGUAGGGGUGUGUGUGUGUGUGUGUGUGUGUGUGUGAGUGAGAGAGAGAGAGAGAGAGAGAGAGAGAGAGAGAGAGAGAGAGAGAGAGAGAGAGAGAGACAGAGGGAGAGGAAAGGCAGACUGUGCACUGUAUGCUGCUAAGGUGGUAAAUAAAUCAGUAAUGCAAUAUUGUGGGUCCAAACUACUCUUUGCACUACUUUAUUUACAGUAGUAAA